Emiliania huxleyi CCMP1516 is the source of this 531-nucleotide messenger RNA. RefSeq lists its product as hypothetical. The record is from RefSeq and is a predicted model, not a curated record. Bases 1 to 531 code for a protein of 176 amino acids. Lineage: Eukaryota; Haptophyta; Isochrysidales; Noelaerhabdaceae. Gene Ontology annotation, molecular function: nucleic acid binding. The transcript has a single exon.
AUGGCGACGGCGAAAGAUGCGGCGGACAGGAGGUGCCUCGUCUUGAGCGACUGCAAGCCCGCGCUACAGCAGAUCGAGGCGGCGUACCGAAAAGGCUCUCUCGAGGGGCUCCGAGAGUGGGAUCGAGGAGGUGCAUUAGAGGGCAUAUGCAGAUAUCGCGCCCAGCUCGAAUCCGUCACGUUCCUGUGGGUACCGAGCCACGCGGGAUGCGCUAGCAACGCCUACGCCGACGCCGCGGCGACGGCAUACAUGGGGGCCAGCGAGAUUGAGGAUGCCACAGCGGUCAUUCGGGGAGCGGUGAGGACACGCCCGUGCCUAUACACGGACCGCCGGAGGACGGCAGACAGAGAGUGGGGGCGGGAGGUACUGGACCGGAGGACCUAUUACGCCACACGCGGCCACACGAACGAGUGGGUGCGAGGACGGCUCGGCGAGGGGCUCACGGCGGGGUCGCACACGGCAGGGGUCACGGGGCCGCUGUGGAGCGAUGUGGUCAGGGGAACGACGAGACACAAAUGGGACAAGCGCUAG